Messenger RNA from Durusdinium trenchii, 7552 nucleotides. Lineage: Eukaryota; Dinophyceae; Suessiales; Symbiodiniaceae. The record is from the annotation of a GenBank genome assembly.
CAGACUUUUCUGCACAAAUUGCCGUGCAAACGAUUUCAUUUGGCCUUUUGUGCGUCCCAAGUAUCUGCUGAAGCCAUUUGGCACUAGACGCCUGCAGUCUCCUGGGUGUUUUGCUCGCUGAUCCGGACUGAAGUGAUCGCCCCAUCUCAGGGAGCUGGGCGAUGGAGGAAUCGGUGCAGCAAUUCCUGCAGGAAGCAGGGUUACAGGAGUUCGCAGGAGCCCUGGAGGGCCUAGGUGUCCAAUGCAUCAAAGACUUGGAAGAACUCGAGGCAGAGGACUUCCAAGAGAUUGGCAUGAAGAAGCUGCAAAAGCGUCGCCUGGAGCGCCACUUGGGAGAACGCCUGGAGCGCGCGCCCAAGCGGCCGCGAGGAGCCGCUGCGGAGCCCGUGGCGCAGGUGGCGCAGGUGGCGCAGGUGGCUACACCUGCGGUGAACACCAGCGCAGAGUUCAAGGGGGAGGAGGCAGCGAGGAGCGAUGCGAGCUCUUUUCCAAGCACGGAGAUGCCUCCGCCUAGCUGCCCUAGCCACAGCGAGAACGAGAUGAAGAGCGAGGUGAAGGAGCAGACAGAGGUGCCUUCCAGGCCCGACGAUGACGGUGAGUGGGAGAUGUUGGGUGAAGAUGACCUCAUGCAGCAUGUGAACAGCUUGGGUCAAGAGGCUCCAGAGGCUGUCAUGGACAUUGAUCACUUCCCACUGGCGAGCUGCAACCGUGAAGCCACAGGCGCACAGCUGAUUGGCCUGCAGACGGAUCUGCAGGACGACAUGCACGUGGCCAAGUUGGUGACCAAUAUCGAAGAGGUCGUGGCGCUUUGCAACAUCGUCCGGCCCAAGAGUGCGUCGAUGGUCCCCAAACUGAAGGUGAACUUUCAGAAGCUGAGCGAACCUUCAGCGAGCUUCCAGGUGGUGGCGCUCUUGGGCGAGCAGCCAGAUAUUCGAAAAUUCCUCGACUCGCUGCAAGUCCCACAGCCGACGGUAGACAUCUUGAAGAAAGAGGCGCCCGGCCUUUAUGCCUUGGUCCACCAGCAGCGGCUCUACUUGAUCCUGUGGCCCGCGAGUGGUGGCUUCCGGGAUCAUGCACAACGUCGACAGUUGAUCAGUUUCAUACAUUAUGUGUUACUGCUGGCCUCAGAGGUGAUUUGGCUGGUACAGCAAGGUGACGUGGAUGGUGUGCAGAGUGUUGGAGGCUCCUUGAGGGCGGCUGACACUUCAAGGAACAUGGACAUUCAGAUCAGCAUGAAGUCUGCGAGUGAAGAUGAUUGCACACUAGGCUCCCCCUUUCAAGCGUCGCUGAAGUGGGAUUUUGCUGCCGUAAAAGUCUUCAGUGGCAAGCAGCGGGCUUCUUUGGGCAUGAUGAAGGUUCAGCCUGCUGGCAGAUACAAGCAGAAAGAUAUACAGCAGGAGACCAUAUUGAAUUUCUUUCGCAACAUCAAGGACACCCAUGUGGUGCACUUUGACCCGGCUUUAAAGUUGGAAGACGCUGCUGAGUUUGUGAAGACUGUUGCGCCUGACAAGUUCAAAGAGAUUCAAGAACGGCACAUCCAAGCGCAAAAUGAUGCGCUCCAGCAGGCGCUUGCCAAGGAAAAUGCGAUCGAAGAGAGUGCGCAACGUGAGAGGGAACAAGUCUUUCGCAAACUGAAAGGGGCCAUCUGGGAUGAGUUUCUUCAACACCAUCCCCGGGAAUUCUUCGCGCUGAAUGCAUGUGAUACAGAAUGCGUCUUGUGCAGCCAAGAGUUGGGCAAGAUGCCUUGUGCUUGCUUGCCCUGUAGUCCCAGCCACAUAUUCCAUCGUGAUUGCCUGAAGCAGUGUUUGAAAAGCCGUGCUUCGCCUGGCCAGUGCCCAAGUUGCCCUUUGUGCAGGUGUGAGUUUCCGAACCGCCCAGUGCAAGACUUGCUUGUGGACCUCACAGACAAGGAUGCCGCUCAUGAGCUGGCCAGACAGCUUCCUACCCAAGUCGAUCACGUGCUUGUGGGCAAGUGGAAUGCCACCAGCCAGAGGUGGUGGCGGGGACUGAAUUACUUUGUCAUCAUGGAGGACGGACGCCGAGAUCUUUUGAUCAAGGUUUCUGUCGACAAGAUUGCUGAUGGACCAGAUGGAGUAUUGCACAGAGGCUCUGGCCCCGGUGCUGGCUACUGGUACGCCAUUUUGAAGUACCCAUCAAAUGGGCAGAUCUUUGGAACGGUACGGCUGAGGGAAUUGGGAAAUGACGAGGUUGACAUUUGGCAUCGACCUCGUGGAGAGAGAAUCUGGGGCGAUCCUUGCAAGGCUGCAAAGGAUGUAGCUUUGGCGUCGCGUGCAGAUACCUGCAGCCUGGGUGGCGCGAUCAAGCAAGCAAAGCUGCGGCUCACCAACUUGUCAAGCAUGUACAUGUUUGCAAUGGUGGCGCGUUCCAAGAAGUGGUUUGAGGCCAAAGGACUGCCUUUGGCGGAUACCAUGCGGCAGAUGCUGAUAGAGUCCGUGCAAGAUCCAAACGCUUUCAACCAUUGGCACAGAAAGCUGGCCCCUGAACAGGGCUUUUUUGAGAGGCUUCGUAAUUAUGGCAGUGGGGAUGCAGGGAAUGUGGAGAGUGUGAAGAAGUUGAUGCAGGAUGAGUACAGACGAGGUAUCUUGCAUGAACCCAAUUACACCAAAACGCUGCAAACUUACCGAGAACAACUUCUUGCCAAAAUGGACGAAGCCCUUCGACAGAUGUCCGAUCAAAUGUUCAGCAGAUUGAAGCAGCAUGUGAUUUCCCAAAAAAAGGCAGAACUUCAGAAGGAUCGGGCUGACAAUGAGGUGGAGCUUGAACGCCAUGUCAGGAAUGACUUGUCGAGGGCGAUGCAAAGCUUAGCUCCGCCCAAUGCGAUGAGCAUCAUGCUCACCAGGAUGGUCAGCCGUUUCUCCGGAAACUACAGAUUGCACUACGAGAAAGAGGUCGAGGGAUGCCCCAAACUCUUCUGCAAACUGGAGCACCUCAAAGUUGAGAAGCAACUCUUUGAACAGGUUCUAGCUGGUGAAGGAGACCACUUGCAGGUCGAACUGGAAGCCUCAGGUCCCGAAUUCGCCCUUGACGUCCAGGACCCUGACGACGUGCAUUUGCUUGGCUCUUUGUCCAAGGAACGCGUGUUUUGGAUCUCUUCUCAUGAGAUUCCAGAUGGUGGCAAGGGGGUGAAGUUUCACUGCAGUGCGAGAAGCCAGCCAACUAAAGAGCUUCUGAACAUCAAACGGCCGACCAGUUCAGUUGCCUUCAAUGAAACUCUUCGCAUGUUGGCCUUGUACAACCAAGCUUCGAAGGUGGUUGCAGUUUAUGUCUGGGACGAGGCAUUUACACGCCACACGGACUAUUGCGCCCCGAUCAACCUGGAAGCUUACGUGCAAGAUGCCGACUUGCUGCAAAUGCACUUCUUGCCGGCGUCCAAGCAGCUGUGCUUCGUUCUCCGCAACAACAUGGUGAAGGUGUACGAGCUCGUUGCGAAGACCAUGCGCCCUCGUGGCUUCCAAAUCGCACCGCAUGCAAAAACUUUCGUGGAUUCCACAGGGACUGCGUUGGUGGUGCUGCGCCAGGAAAGCUCCAAGUGGAUGGUUGACGUCAUUCUUGUGGCCGACGGUCGCCAAGUGAAGACUCUGGCACUCCCAUUGGCGCUGCAAGACGAGGUUCCUGUGGUUGACAUUCUGCGGCUCUAUGGUGUGGAUUUCUUGGUCGCUUUGGACAGUGCGACCAAAACCCUGCACGGUUGGAGGCUCCACUUGCAAACAGCCGAGCAAGUUUGCUCCAUGGAACAGGUGGGUGAAAAGGCAGUUGAGACCACCAAGUGCCAAUCCGCAGGCAUGGCUUGUUUCGACAUUUUGUACCAGGUUCUGGCCAAGUUCACCAACCAUCCGGCGCUUGGUGCAGACCUUGCGCAACAGAUGACGCGCCUGAUUGUUGUUGGCCCAGCCAUGUCUUCCAAUCCUGGUCCAGUUGUUGAGAGAUAUGUUGCGGACAUCAUCAGGCGGCUCAGGCAAGACACACAAAAACCAUCGUUGGAUGGCUUCAAUUUGGACGUCUCUUAUUGGCCUGUGAGCUCCAACGAGGAUGCUGGCGAUGUGGUGUCAAAUUUACAGAGUUCUGAGAUGACAAUGGCUCAGCUGUUGCGCAAACUCAUUUGCCUGGUGCCCUUGCAGAUUGCCCGUGCCGAGAAUGAAUCCUUUGUGAUCCUGAAAGAUGGCAUGCGCGAGGACGUCAGUGACUUCAGCAACCUGAGUGAGUUGGCAGAGUUUAUUUCCUUCGGGCUCUAUGAGCUGGUAUUGGAAAGCAAUGAGAACCCGGUGGUGGUGAUCAGCAGCAUGGGCAAACAGUCCACUGGAAAGUCCUACAUGCUGAACCAUUUGGCAGGCACAAGCUUUGAUACCUCUGGCGGCCGCUGUACUGAUGGCGUGUGGAUGACGGUUCGUGAGCACAGUGACAUCACUUAUGUGAUGCUGGACUUCGAAGGCUUGGGCUCUUUUGAGCGGUCAGCGCAGGAAGACAUGCUGCUGUCGGUCUUCAAUGCCGCCAUUUCUCACGUUUCGCUCUUCCGCACAGAGAAUCGCCUGGAUUGCGACACCGCAAGCAUCUUCUCGCGCAUGCAGCAGGGGGCAAAGCUGAUCCAAGGGGACGAAGAGCUGUUCAAUGGAUUUUUCCAAAUCGUGGUGAAGGACGUCGUCUCUGAUGCGAAGGAAGUUGCCCAGGAGUUUCGGCAGAAGAUACAGCACAUCAUUGCAAGGGACAAGGAAGACAACUUCUUCUUGCGCUUAUACAAGGGCCGUGUUGGCAUCCUGCCGUUCCCAGCUUUGGGACGUGCGGAGUUCUACCGGGAGUUCAACUCGCUGACCAGCAAAGUCCGUGCUGCGCAGGCGGAGAAGCGUUGCUUUGAAAGCGGGCGACAGUACUUGCGGAACACCAAGCUCUUGAUGGCAAAGAUUGCCAUGAAAGAUUGGACGCCGACUGAUCAGAACAAGAUCAAAAUGCUGCUUGCCAGCCUCCAGGAGUGCCUUGCAACUGCAGUGAUGGCAGGUUGCAUGGCGGUGACUGAGGAUGGCCCCGUUCCAUUGCUUCACUUGCGAAGCAACAAGACUUUCUUGGACAAAGGCAGUGAAGGUGAUGAACCAGAGAUGAACAGCAUCCUAGCAGCUGUGCCGGAUGAGGGCUUGCAAUUGGCACUGGUUCAGGAGCAAGACGGAGCGCUGGACGUGGAAGUGUCGUGCGAGAUCAUGGCAUCCCUGCUCAGCAAACUGAAAGCGGCUGUGAACUGCUCUACUGCCACCGACUGGACUCCGGUUCUGCAAGCCUUGGCGCAGCGUCGGCAGAAGCGCAUCGUUGCGUGGCUGGAAGCCAAUGUCGAGCACGUGGCGGGCGAAGGGGAUGCGCAACGUUUGCUGAUGGUGGCCAAGACGGUCCUAGCCAGGCUGUUGCAGAAACUGCGGCUUUGCGGUCAGGAUUGCGGAAUGUGCCGUUUGCCUUGCACCCUACCCGUUGAUCACAGCUCAUCGUCCCACGACUGCGGCACUGAUCACAAGUGUCAUGCCUUCUGUCACUACUGCGCGUCAGAUGGUGUGGCUGCAGCUUGUGUUCAGCCGGCUGGCCACUCAGCAGAGCACGAUUGUGGAGAUGCUGCUCACACAUGUGGGGCUGAAUGCUCACUGAGCAAUUUGGGGAAUUGUGGAGGUCGUUGCGUGCUGAAGCCCGGGCAUUCAGAAGAGCAGCACUUGUGUGGAUCCAAGAGGCACCAUUGUGGAAAACCUUGUGCUCUCAGCACUUGUCAGCAUUCUUGUGUGUUGCCGCACGACCUGAUGCACGACCGGUGCGAGUGCCACAUCAUUGUGUGCCCCAACAAGUGCACAUUUCCCAAUUGUACCUUCAUGUGCUCGGAGCAGGAUCACUUCCACACAGAAGGCCACAGCGGGGAUGGUUGCAUGUGUGACCAGCCGCACCAGUGCCCUCAUGAGUGUGAAGCACCAGGCAUUUGCGAAAUCUAUUCCGAGCUGGUGGUCAAGAAGCAGAAGUUCACCGGAAAGCACGACACCUUUGACUACGAUGCGAUUGAAACCGAGCAGAACGGUGUUCGCAAGGGUUGUUGCAAGGUAGUGCCACCCAAGAGUCGGCAGCAUGAAGGUGAACACAUUCAUUCGAGCACUGAAAACUUGGUGCAUUACUGUGAUGUGAAGUGCCCCACUUGCGGCUACUACUGCACCUUACCAUGGGAGCAUUCAGGAGAGCAUGACACUCGUCAUGGCAACAUGCGGCGGACCUACUUCGUGUCGGAUGAGGAUGUGUUUACCUUGGGAUCUCGCAAAUAUGCUCCCGCUGAGUCUGGAGUGGCAGAGAUGUGCAACAUGUACUGCCAUCGGGCUGGACGUGGGCACACGCAUGUGAAGCUAUGCGCUGACUAUUCCAGUGGGCAGGGUGGGCAGUGCUGCAUCUCGGCCAUGCCAGGACGGCGCCAUUCCAUGCGUCAGUACAAGCCGAACCCCGAGAUUCCCAAGGACGAGUUCACCCAUGAGGCUUUCUGGGAGAGCACUGGAUUUAAGGAUCCAUGCUCCAACGAGGACAAGGAAGUCUUCGGGAAAUGCAACCACUUUUGCCCACACGCCUCACACAUGAAGGAUGGCGAGCUGCCUUCCUUUUGCACCCUGCCGCUGUGGCAUGCAGCGCUGUCGGACCAAGAAGGCAAAGAAUAUGUGAGGCAGCACGGUGGGAUUGUGUCACCUGAUGGGCAUCAUUUCAGUUGUUCGCACAGAACCAGCCUGCCAGUCCAUACCAUCUUCCUCAUUGACAAGUCUGGUUCCAUGAGCUACAAUGAUGUUGUGCCUGAGACGCGGCCGUGGCGGGACUCGCAUCCAAAUCGGUUGGGUUGCGCACUGGCGGCCAUUCAAAGUUUUGUGGAAAAGCGACAACACAGUAGUCCAGAUGACAAAAUCUCUUUGUUGGCCUUCGACACAGACGCUCUCAAUGGGCCAUCUAUGGUUUCGAUCUCGGACUUCGACACUUGCCAUCAAUGGCUCAGCAACCUGGAGGCAAACUAUCAAACCAGCUUCGCCAAUGCCAUGGCUGCAACUAUCCCACUGGUGCAGCAAACGCCCAACAGCCACCGAUCAAUGGUGAUGUUCUUGUCGGAUGGUUGGGAUCAUUUUCCCGCACAGGCCCUGCAGAGGGUCUUUGCUGCCGUGGCCCGCAGCACACCGGGCAAAGCGCUGCGCUUGCACACAGUGCAGUUCCCUGCCCAGCACGGCAGUGAUGCCGACGUGCUGGCACAGAUGGCGCAGGCGGCUCGGAACCAUGCGGCCUUUGAUGAUGAGUUUGCCCAGGCCAGUAGCUCCAUGCAGUCUGUGGACAACAUUUCCUUGCAGGAGACCUUCAUGGGCAUAGCUGAGUCGCUUUCUUCCGCGGCUGGUGGGCUGAUCACUGCCAGUUGAAGAAGCUUCAAGAAGCGUAGAUGCACUUUCGUGCGUUUGUUUGACAUUUAGCUGGGCUGCACUUCCCAGAAGUGCAUGCCAUGGGGACAUUAGCUUGUUUAGGGACCUCCCAAGCUCCGCGGUUUGAUGCUGGCAAAUGGCGG